Chenopodium quinoa (quinoa) is the source of this 2151-nucleotide messenger RNA. Its product is annotated as zinc finger CCCH domain-containing protein 18-like. The transcript has 4 exons. Gene Ontology annotation, molecular function: metal ion binding; nucleic acid binding. The record is from RefSeq and is a predicted model, not a curated record. Bases 363 to 1928 code for a protein of 521 amino acids. NCBI's taxonomy places the organism in Eukaryota, Viridiplantae, Streptophyta, Magnoliopsida, Caryophyllales, Amaranthaceae.
CAGUGUGGGUGGGGUUGAUAGGAAAGAGAAAUAAUAAAAUAUUGGUGAAAGUGGAGUUAGUGGGGGAGAGAAAUUAUAAAAUAAUGAUGGAACAUUUUUAAAUAUAGUAAUGUUAUAACUAAUAUAAAAUGAUCGAAAAUGAAAAAGUGUUGCAACUAAUGCCGAAAGGAGGGAGUAGAAUAACUAUUCAACACUAUUUGAAAUUACUGUGUUCUUACCUUUUUUUUUUUUUUUUUUUUUUUUUUGAGUUGUUUGUUAUCCAAAUUGUUGGACUUAAAUAAGAUUUGAAAAAAAUACUACGUAAAUAAAAAUAAUCAAUAGUAGUUGGGUCUCCUUAGAAUAUAGAAGACGAAGCUCUGAAAAUGGCGAACGAAGAAGAGAGACUUCUAGAAACUCAAAUAGAGCUUCAAUUGCAAGAGCAAAAGGAUUCUCUCUCUGCUAUUCAAGACGCUUUACUCUCCGAUUCCCAAAACUCCGAGCUUCUCAGUGUCCAAGACGAACUUGUUUCUGCCAUUAAAGAUGCAGAGGAAGGACUUUUUCACCUUAAACGUGCACGGCUGUUACGUGAAGUUGAUUUUGCUACGCAGGAAUAUGAACGUUCACAUAAAGAUGCUGAGGUUGAGCAUAUUAAGCCUGCAGAACAGGAUAGUUCCAAGCUUCCAAGUGAAGAUGUAGAGGUAGAACCUUUAGAUUCUUCAGAUGUUGAAGUUAAAACUUUGGAGGAGCCAAGUUAUUUUGUUGGAUCAAAAUGUAGAUUCCGCCACACUGAUGGGCGUUGGUAUAAUGGUCAAAUUGUGGAGUUGGAUGGUUCUUCUGCCAGAGUUUCUUUCCUCAAUCCAACGUCAGAGAAGAUGAUGAUGUGCAAGUUCUUCCUUCAACGACGGUGUCGUUUUGGUGCUAACUGCCGGUUAUCACAUGGAACACUUAUGUCACUGUCAUCCCUGAAGAAGUAUGUGUCACCUUGCUGGGGGCAGCCAUUGAUAGGAGCUAGCAUUUUUGCAGUGUCUAGGAGUGGAGCUAGCAUUUGGAGAGAAGCUGAACUUGAAUCUUGGGAUGACAAACUCAAUCAAGGCCAGGUUGUAUUUCUUGAUGAUGGAAGCUCAGAGACGCUGGGGGCUGAAGCAAUGGCCUUAUCACAGUAUGCAGAAGCCAGCAAUAAUGAAGAAGAUAGGGAGAGUGAUUAUACAGAUUCUGAGAACUCAGGUUCAAGUGAUUAUGAAGACGAAGAUGAUGGUUUGCCACAAGGUUUGGGCUUUGUUAAGAGCACUGCCUUGCAGAAGGGGAUUCAGACAGACACUGCCAUCUUUGCCAAGUGGGAGAAUCACACUCGGGGUAUAGCUUCCAAAAUGAUGGCCAAUAUGGGCUUCCGUGAAGGGAUGGGUCUGGGACUAACAGGCCAGGGCAUGGUGAACCCAAUACCCGUGAAAGUCCUCCCCGCAAAACAAGCCCUUGAUCAUGCUAUGCAAUCUGUUAAGAACGAGGAAAGAGAUGGUCAUCCAGAAAAGAAUAAAAAACGAAGCCGGGGUGGGAAGAGGAAACGUGAAAAAAAGUUUGCAGAAGCAGCUCGGGCUGCUAAGCAAGAGGAACAGAGGCCUGAUGUCUUCAGUCUAAUCAACAGUCACCUUGCAACACAUGGGCAGAUGAUUAAUAAUGAAAGUUCAGUGAAGAAGAAAAAGAGCAAAGAGGUUAAGAAAGAAGAUAGACGGUCAAUGAUUGCUUAUGAGGAGGAGGUGAAGGAGUUAAGGAUUCGAGUGGAAAAGUUGGAGGAGAUGGCAAACCGUAAUAGGAAGGAGAAGGCUGUAUACGAGGCAGCAAUGAGGAAACUGACAGAGACUCAGAAAGCUUUGUCAGAAGCUGAGGCUAAGCACGCAUCGACUUCUCAUGCAGUUGUUAGCAAGGAGAAAGAAAAGAAAUGGCUGAGGUUUUAGCAUUCAUUGAUUAGUAUAGUAAUUUGCUAUUAUGUAUCAAUUAUGCAUGUUGUUGAAGUAAUUGAUUCAUAACUGAACGGACCCAAGCACAGGAAAUGAUGUUAAUUAUCAAUUUGCUAUGGUUGAUGAUCUUCAGAGUUUUUUACCAAACAAAAAAAAGAUAACAUCAGUUGUAAACUUGUAACUAUGUGGCAAGGUCCAAGGGGUGCAACAUUUAUACCAA